AUGCAACACUACCUGUUAUUCGACAUCAUCAAUGCAUUCAUCCAUCGACUCGAAGCCAAUCCUAACAAUGAAAACUCCCUCAACGCAGUCGUCUCCGGCAUCGUCAACCACUACUUUCCACCAUCCAAAGGCUAUAUAGUCCUCCCACGAAGACACCAAAACGGCAAGCUGAAUGGGUUUCUCGUUCAACGGGUUAAUGGCGAACAGCUUCAGGGUAGACGGCGAUGGGAUCAUCUCCUUGUGCUUAUAAAAACGCCAGAUACAGCAGAAAUUCAUAAAGAGCAGCGAGAUAAGGAGAUUGGGGAUUUGAAUACGGAAAAUAGAAGCUGCUGGGGACUGGAUAUUGAUGGGGUUUAUUUCAGAUUCUAUGAGUAUCGUGCGGGCAAGUCUAGGGAUGAUCGAGUUGUUGCACGUGGCCCGCCUGAUCACCCUAUUCAAGAGGCAUAUCAUGUUCGGGAUGAUGUCGAGUCUAUUCAUGCGAUGUUACAAUGUAUGGACGGAAAUUUGCCUAGUGUGCACUAG
Molecule: messenger RNA, 522 nt
Organism: Aspergillus wentii DTO 134E9
Lineage: Eukaryota; Fungi; Ascomycota; Eurotiomycetes; Eurotiales; Aspergillaceae
Exons: 1
Coding region: 1-522 (173 amino acids)
Source: RefSeq, a predicted model, not a curated record